AUGGAGGACGGGGGGGUGAGCGUGGAGUAUCUGCUGGAGCAGGUGAUGCAGAAGGACCUGGGAAAGAGGCUCCAGGUGGGCCAGGAGAUCACAGAGCUCAUCGUGGACGAGGAGAAGUCCCCUGAGCUGGAGCAGGACCAGAGCAUGCUGGACAGGAUGGUGGACGCAGUGGCCAGCUCCUGGGUCAACUCCAGCAACUUCAAGGUGGUUUUGCUGGGGAUGGACAUUCUGUCGGCUCUGGUCAGCAGACUGCAGGAGAGGUUCAGGACGCAGGUUGGGACGGUUCUGCCGAGUCUGAUCGAUCGGUUAGGAGACGCCAAGGACCAAGUUCGAGACCAGGACCAAGCGCUGCUGCUGAAGGUCAUGGACCAGGCUGCCAACCCACAGUAUGUGUGGGAGCGAAUGAUGGGAGGCUUCAAGCACAAGAACAACAGGACCAGAGAAGGACUCUGCCUUUGUCUCAUCUCAACCCUGAACGUGUUUGGAUCUCAGAGUCUGACGCUCAGUAAAAUCGUCCCUCACAUCUGUAACCUCCUCGGAGAUCCCACGAGUCAGGUGCGUGAUGGAGCCAUGAACUGCCUCGUAGAGAUCUACCGCCACGUCGGAGAACGAGUGCGAAUGGACCUGGGAAAGAAGGGUCUGCCUCAGUCGCGGCUGAACGUCAUCUUCAGCAAAUUUGACGAAGUUCAAAGGUCAGGGAACAUGGUCCUGUCACCUGUGUCAGACAAAAACUUUGAGGACGAUGACUCUGUGGACGGCGGCCGCUCCUCGUCCUCGUCCAAAGGAGCCCCGUUGUCCGGUAGGAAGGCGGUGAGCAUGGGUUCAUUUCGGCGUCCCGCCUCCACCUCCGGCACCAAGACUGCAGGGAGGGAUGGGCCUGGUGCUGGAGCUGUGGAUGAGGAGGACUUCAUCCAGGCCUUUGAGGAUGUUCCCACCGUGCAGAUCUACUCUAACCGAGAGGUGGAGGAGGCCAUGACGAAGAUUCGAGACGUCCUGUCAGACGAUAAGAAGGACUGGGAGCUCAGAGUGGCAGCUCUGAAGAAGGUGCGCUCGCUGCUCCUGGCCGGCGCGGCCGAGUUCGAUGGGUUUCUGCAGCAGCUGCGGCUCAUGGAGGCGGCGUUCAAACUGUCCGCCAAGGACCUCCGCUCUCAGGUGGUGAGAGAGGCCUGCAUCACUCUGGGCCACCUGUCGUUGGUGCUCGGCAGUCGCUUCGACCACGCGGCGGAGGCCACCAUGCCGAUCCUCCUCAACCUGGUCCCCAACAGUGCCAAAGUCAUGGCCACCUCCGGCAUGGCCGUCAUCCGCCUCAUCCUCAGACACACACACAACCCUCGUCUCAUCCCCAUCAUCACCAGCAACUGUACCUCCAAAUCUGUGGCUGUCAGAAGACGCUGCUUUGAGUUCUUGGACCUGAUGCUGCAGGAAUGGCAGGCGAGCUCUCUGGAGAGACAUGGAACCGUUUUAAUGGAGACUAUAAAGAAAGGGAUCCAUGAUGCAGAUGCAGAGGCUCGCUCUGUGGCCAGAAACUGUUACUGGAGUUUCCACGGUCACUUCCGUCGGGAGGCGGAGCAGCUCUUCCAGGCCGUGGAGUCGUCCUAUCAGAAAGCUCUGCAGACCCACAUGAGGAGCGGAGACAGCCUGAUGUCGCUGCCCGCCUCGGACCGCUCCUCCUCGUCCUCCCAGGAGAGCCUCAAUCGACCGCCGCCUGGAAAAAACACCUUUGGAAGCAACACAACAAGAUCCAAAGCUGCCCCCACCAGGACGCCCGCUGCGGCCUCCUCUCCGGGCUCCCUCCAGCGUUCCCGCAGCGAUGUGGACGUCAACGCGGCGGCCACCGCCACUGCCCGCACCAGGAUGCCCGCCGUGUCCUCCGCGGUGUCAUCAUCGGCUUCGCCCUUCAGCUCGGCCUCGGCCCUUCCCCCCGGAUCCUACGCUUCACUGGACGGCUCGUGGUCUGUUAACGCAGACGGUCGAGUACGAACCAGGAGGACGAGUUCAGGGAACGGUCCGUCUGUGACAGACAGCCGGGGAAGAAGCCGAGGGAAAGUCGUCUCUCAGUCUCAACCCGGCAGCAGGUCCGGUUCUCCCGGCCGACUGCUGAGCUCCACCUACGGCAGGAUCCCGAGGCCGAACAUGGGCACCGCCGCUGCUGCCGCCGCCACCAACAGCACCUCCGCCAGCCUGACCGACAAGACCCGACCCCGAGGUCACCGCAGCCAGGGCUGUAGCCGAGAGACCAGCCCCACCAGAUCAGGCACGGCCCGCAGCCGAAUCCCCCGGCCGAGCAUGAGUCAGGGCUGCAGCCGCGAAACCAGUCGCGAGAGCAGCCGCGACACCAGCCCCGCCAGGGGUUUCUCCCCCCUGGCGACUCGUCGACACUCCCGCUCAACCAGCGCCCUGUCCUCCGCAGAGUGCUACUCAGACCGGCUGUCCCAUCAGGCUCGGAUCUCAGCCUCCGUCAACGCCAUGAGAAUCCUCAACACCGGCACCGACGUCGAGGCUGCCGUUGCUGACGCUCUGCUCUUAGGAGACUCGAGGAGUAAGCGGAGGCCGGUCAGGCGGCGUUUCGAGUCUCCGGGAAUGUACUCAGACGACGACGCCAACAGCGACGCCUCCAGCGCCUGCUCCGAGCGAUCGUACAGCUCGCGCAACGGCGGCAUGGCGCCACACUACCUGCGUCAGACGGAAGACGUGGCCGAGGUGCUGAACCACUGCGCCAGCGCCAACUGGUCUGAGAGGAAGGAGGGACUGCUGGGACUGCAGAACCUGCUCAAGAGCCAGAGGAUGCUCAGUCGUGUGGAGCUGAAGAGGCUUUGUGAGAUCUUCACCAGGAUGUUUGCAGACCCUCACAGCAAGGUGUUCAGCAUGUUCCUGGAGACUCUGGUGGACUUCAUCACGCUGCACAGGGACGACCUGCAGGACUGGCUCUUCGUCCUGCUCACUCAGCUGCUGAAGAAGAUGGGGGCCGACCUGCUGGGCUCCGUCCAGGCCAAAGUCCAGAAGGCCCUAGACGUUACCAGAGAGUCCUUCCCGUACGAGCAGCAGUUCAACAUCCUGAUGCGUUUCAUCGUGGAUCAGACGCAGACGCCCAACCUGAAGGUGAAGGUGGCCAUCCUGCGCUACAUCGAGGCAUUGGCCCGCCAGAUGGACCCAGCAGACUUCGUCAACUCCAGCGAGACGCGCCUCGCCGUCUCACGCAUCAUCACCUGGACCACCGAGCCAAAGAGCUCCGACGUCCGAAAGACCCUUCAUAACUGGGCAGGGGAGGAUUUCUCAGGCCGACCCAGCACCGUGGCCUCUCUGCCUGGAGAGGGCAACCUGGAGGAGAGGUGCAAGCAGGCGGCCCAGGUGGUGCUGAUCGCCCUGUUUGAGCUGAACACGCCCGAGUUCACCAUGCUGCUGGGAGCUCUGCCCAAAACCUUCCAGGACGGGACCACCAAGCUGCUGCACAACCACCUGAGGAACGCCAGCGCCAACAGUGGCAUCGGCAUGGCGUCUCCCAGUAGCACAGCGGGUCGGACGCCUCCUCGGCAGCCUGGCAGCCGCAGCAGCCCACUGACCUCCCCCACCAACUGCUCCCACGGGGGGCUUUCUCCCAGCCGGCUGUGGGGUUGGAGCGCAGACGGGCUCUCCAAGUUCCCUCCUCCACCCUUCCCCUCCCCUCUUCCUCCACCCGCUGCGCACUCCUCCCUCAAGGCAGUGCGGCGAGCUUACUCACCCAGCAUGCUUGAGUACGACAGCGAGAACCUGAACUCGGAGGAGAUCUACAGCUCUCUCCGGGGGGUCACUGAGGCCAUCCAGAACUUCAGCUUCCGCAGCCAGGAAGACUCGAUGGAGCCGCUGAGACGAGAUGGCAAGAGGGACGGCAUGUCCGGAGUCGGGGCGUCAUCUGACGGCGACGUGGUGGGAGGACGCACAGCCUUGGACAACAAGACCUCGCUGCUGAACACGCCUUCGCCGCGCUCCUUCGCUGGCCCGCGCUUCCGAGACUACAACCCGUACAACUACACCGACAGCAUCAGCACGCUGGACAAAGCUGCCCUGAAGGAGGCGCUGUACGAGGACGCCGUGGAGCAGCUGCGAGACGGCGGCCGACAAGAAUGUGUCGAAAACAAGAUCAUGAACCCCAAAAGCUUCCCAGCAGGCCCCGCGGAGCAGCUGGAGCUGGUUGGGGGGCUGCUGAAGGAGCUUUCCCAGGGCCAGGCUGGGGAGCGGGGCCCCGAGGAGAGGCGGGGGACCCUGCUGGAGCUGCUGAAAGUGGCCCGAGAGGACAGCCUGGUGGUGUGGGAGGAACACUUUAAGACCAUGCUGCUGCUGCUGCUCGAGACGCUGGGAGACAAAGACCACACGAUCCGGGCGCUGGCCCUGCGAGUCCUGAAGGAGAUCCUGAGGAACCAGCCGGCCCGCUUCAAGAACUACGCCGAGCUUACCAUCAUGAAGACACUGGAGGCUCAUAAAGACUCGCACAAGGAGGUGGUGCGUGCGGCGGAGGAGGCGGCAUCCACGCUGGCGGGCUCCAUCCACCCGGAGCAGUGCAUCAAGGUCCUCUGUCCCAUCGUGCAGACGGCGGACUACCCCAUCAACCUGGCCGCCAUCAAGAUGCAGACGAGGUCCAUCGAACGCAUCUCCAAGGAGCCGCUCCAUCAGCUGCUGUCGGACAUCAUACCCGGACUCCUGCAGGGCUACGACAACACAGAGAGCAGCGUGAGGAAGGCCAGCGUCUUCUGCCUGGUGGCCAUCUACUCUGUGAUCGGAGAGGAGCUGAAGCCCUACCUGGCUCAGCUGACCGGCAGCAAGAUGAAGCUGCUCAACCUGUACAUCAAGAGGGCCCAGACCUCCACCAGCAACAGCAGCAGCUCCUCCGACAUCUCCUCCUACUAACUCCCUCCGCACACGCGUAGCUUUCGUCCUCUCCGUACCACAGAAACCAUUUUCAUUCCACCAGCUGUCAUCACGACCAGGAUCAUCUCGAUGUUCUUUGCAGGACCAGGCCAAGAACCUCAUCUUCCCAACCAGCUCCUGUUGUCAAAAUGAUUCAUUCCUUCAGCCGCUGAUGGAUCUUGAGGCGCUCAUGCUGUCGUGGCUCCAGUUUCCGGGCCUUCAUCUUAAAAGCUUAGCACAUUUCUGGGAGGUCAGGUGAUCCUGGCAGCUAAGACGUUCCAUAAAGAACCGCCAUGUUCUUCAUCCACUUUCACACUAGAGUCAUGAGCCUUAAAACUUUUAUCUUCCACCGGCGAACGAUGGAAACGAGUGAUAGUAGAAAGCGUUUUUUAGAGGCUGCGUGCCUACUUUGUCCUCACUUCGCCAUCUAGACCAUCUUCUUUCAUCGACCGUAGCUGAGGUGAUCCUGGUAAAUAAAUUAGUUAUCCUGGCAUCAAGGCCGUCUUCUUAAACUGAAACACCUGAGGUGAGUUAUCGUGGAAGAAAAAGAAGAAGGGUUUUUGCGAUGUAACUUCCUUCCUCUCGGUGCAGGAGGAAACCUGUGGCUAUCAGUAUUUUUAUUCAUUUUUAGUAAUCCACUUCUUUGAACAAUGUUUUGCUUUGACACAUCAAACCUUAUUGUAUAUUGAAUGUAAAGAGCUUUGACAGGGUGUGGAUCUCACCUGCGUUCCUCCCUCCUGAACUACUGCCUCAUUGUACCUGUCGGAUCAAUCUUAAAGGCGUUUGAACAUGUGCAUUUGAUGAAUUUUGAGCCGUACUGAGCAGUUAAAGAAAGUGGCGCUAUAGUCUUUAAAAGGCUGAAUUUAAGGGUCCAUCUGAAGACGAAUAUGUCAAAAAUAAUGAGCUUUGAUUUAGAAGUUUGAGUGCAACAGCAGCACUUUCUUUCUUUUCUGCUGUUGCACUCAUUAAUUGAUAGUAAUAUGUGUUGGCUUUGAAAAAAAUGUGAAAUCCAAGUUCAUCUUAGUUUACAAUGAAGGAUCAUUUGGCUGGCCAAUGAUUUAAAGCACUACCGUGAUGGAAAACAACGUUGUUGUGGGCCCAACUACCAGCAGAAGAUACCAGUGUUGAUAUUUAAAUGUGCAGAAAUCAUUUUUACGGUGUGAAGAAGAGAAGAACUUAUUUUUUCCUGUGUAACACUUAUCAGUUCCCAUUUAAAAAAUCUAUAAUAGAUAAAACACUUUAUAAAAUCUUACUUCCUGUUUGUCAGAUCAAUAUAAAAUAGAGAUUUUGAUUAUUUUUUUCUACCUGGAUUGAAAGAAAUUAAACGACGAGGGUUCGACUGAUAUUUAAACUAUUCAUAUUAUUCAUCCUCGCUGGUCAACUUUUUUAAAGUAUAUUACAAUCAGUCAUUAAAUGGCUUAAUUUCCAAACAACCAGGGCAUUUGCUGGAUCAAUAAAUUAGUAUUAUGUCCGUAAUGUUGCUGGAAAUCGUUUCAAAACACGUGAUUCACACCCACCGGAUGUUUUUUUAUGUACGUUACACUCAAAAGUUGCAGUUUAAAUGUAUUUAAUUAAAUCAUGGAACAUAUGAUUAAAUGGCUUUCUUUCAGGGUUAAUCAAUUAUGUUGGACAUAAAAUGUCAGACGAUCCCCUGAAGCCCACGUUUUGUUUUAUUUGCUCUGCUCUGUCAAAACCUCAAAGAUGUUGACUUUUCUAUCAGAAAACUACAAGAGCUAGCAGAUUAAAAGUGUACUUCUGAAAGAAAACAUUAACGCUGAGCCCUGAUCGCAAUAUUCGUCCGAGAAAUAUAUAUAUAUUGUCCUAUAUAGCUGGCUUUUAUCCAUAUAGUGAUAGAAUUUGACUGGUAUUGUCACUGUCAUGCAGUUUUAGCAGUAAGAGAGGUGUUGUCUUAUAAUGGGACCAAACACAUUCACACAAUCUUUGGCUGUUAAAACUCAUAAAUAAGCCUUUUUUUGUACAGACUAGAUUUUGUAGUAAUGUAAAGUUAGAUGAAUACAUUUUAAAAGACAAAAAAGGUAGAAAAAGUUCAAAAUCUUUAAUUUACAUUUAUGUGACGAACAUUGAUUACAAUGUUGAAUUAAAUUCACUUUCUUUUUCUAUUAUUGAUUUUUUUUUUAAAUGGGAAAUUAAAGUAGUUAAAAGUGUGUCAUGGACCUAAUUUGUCAUCUAUAUAUGUUUAAAGGACUGAAAGUACACAAAAUAACAAUAUAAUGAUUUUAGAAACAUAAAACCACUGAAGGACAGAGGUGAUAUUUGUCCUUUAGAGGGGUGUGAAACUGAAGGACCAGUUCUGUUUAAACUGGGAGCUUAUUGGUUUUGAUGUCUGCUGUCUUACAGGCUUGGGAAUCCACAAGCUGCCAAGUCAAGACUACUGUGAUUUGUUGAGUUUCAUUCCAAAAUGUUUUAAUAUAUACGUUAUAUUACACUAAAAAAGUAACCUAAAGGUCAAGAUUGAGGUCAAAUGUAUCAAAGUUAGUGUCAGUAUUUUAAUUUAUGGCAGUUUUUUUGGCAGUGAACUGAUGAUCAGUGGUUUAUUUUUCAGUUAUGCUGAUGAUGACAAACUGUUCACUAUGUAUUCUUGUUUUAAAGAGACGGUUUUGGGAAGAAACUCAUCUGUAUCAGUUGUUCCUAAAUUGAAUGUAAGUCACUUUUUAGACUUCGACCUUUAAAAUGUGAAAUGUUUUAGCAAAAAAAGAAAGAGGAAAAAAAAAAGGCCUAAAUCUGACAGAAAGAUUGACAAUCUGAACGAAUCAGAUGCUACUAAAAGCAAGCGACAAUGCUAAUUGAUGAAUCGUAAAGUGCCAGCGUUAUGAAAGUCCCGAAACAUGAAAUGAAAAUGAAGAAAGUAUGAAAGAGAGUGUUUGAUCUUUGGACAUUAGCAAUAAACUCUUGAGAAAUCCAGCUCGGAUUUUCACGUCAAAGCACUGUAAAUUUUCAUUGUGUUCCUCCUUUGAGACGCUCUCGCUGGUCAAUGUACAGAAGUCUUUUUUUUUUUUUUUUUUAAAGUAUAUUACAAUAAAAUAUUACUGCUGCUUAUUAUAAUACUAACAAACACGCCUAAUAACUCCAGCAUAUGUACUGUAUCUCCACAGAAAGGUUUGGGUACAGCUAUGAUGAUUUAGAACAAAACUUACUGACUGACUUUAAUUUUUAAAUCCCCCGACCGGUUGAACGUUCCUGGUGCUAAACUCCGCCCGUCUGGCGCACAAGGCAAGUUCAAACAAACGCUACAGAGGAGGUUUAAGUCCCGUUGAAGGUUGACAUUUUGGGAAAUACUCUACUGUGCUUUCUUGCCGAGUGUUAGGUGAAAAGAUUGAUACCACCUUGAUUCAUCACAAAAUGUGUGAUAAAGGAUGACAACUUAAAUUUAGAUUUAAAGGUUAUAUAUAUAUAUACGAAAUUCACUAGAGCGACAUCUUAGACCAAAACAAUGUGACAAGAAGUCACCAAAACCGUCUUUGUUAGUCUUUCCAACAAUCACUAAAGCUGAUAAAGUCAAAAUAAAUCCUUAAUUUAUCAGAAACCUCACCAGACUCCAUAGACAAAAAUGCUAAUUCUACCUCUCAAAUCAUCGUAACAUCAUUCCAAUAGGACAGAAACCAAAUAAAACUCACCAAAAGCGAAAUAAACAGAGCGCUAAGCGGCUGCUGGCGUUAUUAAGUGGUAUCAAUCUGAACAUCCGACUCUCCUGUAAGUUAAUAAAUUGAAGUCAUUCUUUAAUGUGAGCCCAGAAAGUGGAGGAUGCUGUUACUGAAGGCCUUAUUUUAUCUCUUCAGACACUCUGUUGGACUGUUAAAUGUACUGUACCAGUGCCCGUUGUCACUCUUCUCUCUCAGUUGGGAGAAUUUGACAAUUUAAUCAGCUUAUUUUUGGUUUAGUUUUUAACAUUCUGGACUGAAUGUUUCCUCCAGAACCAGUGAAGUGUGAUCCAGUGUUAGCCUGCUGCGCUUCAUGUCCCUUUACUUCUGUACAGCGUGUAAAACCUCUAAACUACGUCCGCAUGCGCACUCCACAGCAACCGUGGGAUGUUUUUAUCCGCCUGCGUUGCCGUCAGAUUAAAUGUAUUUGAGUAAAAGCAGCAACCACUAACGGACAUUUCAAAGCAUUGAUUUUAAUGAAUGUGUGCCUUUUGGGUGAAGACUUCUGGCCUGGUUGUCCCGUACGAUACUAACCCGUACUAACACUACACAACGCUGCUUCUUAAGGUGGACUGACAUGAUAACGUGAGAGCAAUGAAGAGAUGCAGUGCUGUAAAUAAGCUUCAGUCACGAUGCAUGGCUCCCGUUUUUAGUUUUAUUUUCCUGUGUAUGACUGUAUAUAUUUACAUGUUUGGUUCUCUUUCACCUGUGAUAGACUUUGCAGAACUUGAAAUAAACUAUCAGACUUC
Dicentrarchus labrax (European seabass) is the source of this 9289-nucleotide messenger RNA. Its product is annotated as CLIP-associating protein 1-B. Lineage: Eukaryota; Metazoa; Chordata; Actinopteri; Moronidae. Gene Ontology annotation, biological process: mitotic spindle assembly. The transcript is spliced from 41 exons. Bases 1 to 4881 code for a protein of 1626 amino acids. Gene Ontology annotation, molecular function: microtubule binding; kinetochore binding. Gene Ontology annotation, cellular component: mitotic spindle; microtubule organizing center; cytoplasmic microtubule. The record is from RefSeq and is a predicted model, not a curated record.